GAGGUAAAUAAAUAAGUAGGCACGUAAUAAUGAGAGUGUGUAAUUGUAUGUAAAUCCUUAAGUAUUUGGUUUGUUGCGAAGAAAUGCGUGGUUUGUUGGAUAGAAGGAAGUUUGUUGCUGCAAAUUCGGGAUUGUGCAAUCUCAACUAUUUAGCAUUCCGUCCUGGUCCAGGUCUUCCCGUGACUGACAGUAGCUCUUAUGUAGCUCGAUCGUCGUUACUUUCUGCGUUGAAGUAAUUAAUUCUACUUGUCAUGAAAGCGACAAUUGAUUGGUUGGAGACCAAGGUGUGGUUUCGGGUAGUUUUGCUCAUCAUUUCGUACCUGUUACUGCCUAUCAUCUAUUUUUCCACUGCGAUCCCCCUCUUGUUGUACAGACUGCUUGCUGUGGGGACGGCGGCAUGGUUUCGCCCGGGUUUUGUGGCACUAUCUCCGGAAAGUGGACUGACCACGGUGGACAAUUUUUACACGGACGGGGAAGUUGAACAUGCCGUUGUGGGGUGUCACUAUACGGACAAAGUGAUCCAGAGGAAAGAUGUGGUUGAAAGGAUGCAAGAAGUCAUCAAUAGUAGGAGGUUUCCAGAACUUCAAAAAAGUCUGCACCGCUGGAUGGGCUUAUGGUUCUGGGGUGGGUGCCCCACAUUUAAAUUGGAAUCACACAUUCGAUCGAGGCCGGAUGUAAAGACGUUGGAGGAGGUUCAACUAGCGCAGGAUGGUCUCUGCCGGGUAGCAUUUCUGACCAACGCUCCCCUCUGGGACAUCACCCUCUUUCCCAAUUAUGUCGAUGACGAGGGUGGGUCUGCCUUCUGCCUCCGGGUGCAUCACGCCUUGACUGAUGGGGUUGGUCAUGUCGCCCUUCUUAACGCGAUCGGUGGCAUUGAACCACCUCCGCAACAGCCACCCCCAAACUUCUCCGAGGUAGCCAUUUCCUGGCUAAAAUACUUUGUCGACCUUAUCCGAAUCUUCACCCUACAUCAAUACGCCUUAUCAAUCGCCUUCCUACAAGAUUACAAUUUCAACGCGUGGAUAAAACCACCCCAACUUCGCUCGAGGAAGGUUCACUUUUAUGAGAGCCACACCCUCGAGCUAGCCACGCUUAAAAAAGCAUCAAAAGCUACUGGGCACACAGCAUCGGAAGUGCUAAUGUGUGCUUUUGCAACGGCGAUUCGACAGGACAUGGAGGGUGCCGGUGACCCCGUCCCCUUGGCGAUGAGUGCGAUCCACCCUCUCGCAAAACCUGGGCAUCCCGGGACCUUGACGAACCACGCGUACAUGAACACACUCGCCCUCCCAGUUGGAGUAAAAGACAGGAAGGCACAAUUAGCUCAAUUAGCCGGGGACUACAAAUUAAAGAGAUGCACGGCACUCUUGGUAAAUUUGAGUGUCACCCUUUUCGGGAUUUUCUUACAGUUGUCGCAGUAUCUCCCAAAAGUUGGGCCGUAUACGACGUUAGCGGUAACAAAUUUUGCGCUGUCGUCCAAACCAUGGCAUUUCUUUGGGGCGGAGAUUAAAAGAACGAGCUUUGUGUUUGACAUGUCAGAACAUGUUCCUCUGGUCGCAAUGUUUAUUGGGUAUCGGGAAAAGAUGUUUAUCUGGGUCAAGUGCAGAGAAGAUGUGAUGAGGACGCAGGAGAGGCCGAAGAAGAUGGUGGAAGCCAUCGUUCGAGAAGUCCAUGACAUGGCGAGAGUUAGUUGAAUGAUGUGUAUUGAGAAACUAGAUAUUAAUUGAUGAGCCUACUAUUUUUUGCAGUAUUCUUCUCAUUAUUUGCUACACUGCCUAUGUACAUGCAGCUUCUAAAUACUUUACAAUAAUUGGGUUAUAAAAUUGUUCAUCAAUUUUUUAAAUCUUCCGAGAAAAUAUAAUUAUUAAAAUAUAAAAAUUUAUCUAAAAAAACUAAAUUUUAUUUUGUGAGAAAGCAGUGUCAUUAGGAAUUCACCCGUAACAUACAUAUGUGUGAUUACAUAAAUAUUAAUAAGUAUUGUUAUAA
Messenger RNA from Folsomia candida, 1983 nucleotides. RefSeq lists its product as uncharacterized. Gene Ontology annotation, biological process: triglyceride biosynthetic process. Gene Ontology annotation, cellular component: plasma membrane. The transcript has 3 exons. Bases 252 to 1691 code for a protein of 479 amino acids. Gene Ontology annotation, molecular function: diacylglycerol O-acyltransferase activity; long-chain-alcohol O-fatty-acyltransferase activity. NCBI's taxonomy places the organism in Eukaryota, Metazoa, Arthropoda, Collembola, Entomobryomorpha, Isotomidae. The record is from RefSeq and is a predicted model, not a curated record.